AUGCAGGAUUUAAUGCAAGAUAAAGGGUUCCGCGCGUUACCGAGAUUCCUCAAGGUUGCCAUGUCGUGGUCAAUUUGCAAUCGUUCCAUGAUUAAGGGACCAGGCGUUCAUGCCAUUGGCUCCACACGAAUAGCAUGCUCGAAUGUUUACCGUAGAAACGUGGGGGCUCUCUACUUUUCUUCAAUGAGCAGAAAUCUUAACAAGCUUGAGGAACUGAAGAAACCUGAGAUUAUCCAAAAGAGUUUUGUUGAAUUGAAACCACCCAGUAAGGCUCAGAAGAUUUGGAAAAACACAAAGAGGAUCACUCUUUUUUCUUUGUUAGUUGGUGGUGGAAUUUUGAGCUACUAUGUCUAUCUGGAGUCGCAUCCAGGACAGCAAGAGAAACAGGCACCAUUUUUCAAGAAUGGUCAAAAGAAGAAAACUAUUGUUAUUUUGGGCUCAGGCUGGGGCUCAAUGUCUUUCCUCAAGAACUUGGAUACCUCGUUGUACAAUGUUGUGUUGGUUUCUCCCAGAAAUUACUUUCUUUUCACUCCAUUACUACCAUCCUGCCCAACAGGAACCGUUGAAAUUAGGUCCAUUAUAGAGCCUGUUCGUGCUAUUACUCGAAAGCUCAAGGGUGAAGUUACCUAUAUGGAAGCCGAAGCCACGGAAAUUGACCCAGUAACCAAGAAAAUUACUGUCAAGCAGUCCACUACCGUUCAUUCUGGCCAUUCGGGAGACGAUUCCAGCUCCACAAAGUCAACUGUAGACUAUGGUGGAAUGGAAGAAAUCACCACUUCGGUCGAUUACGAUUAUUUAGUUAUAGGUGUGGGUGCCCAGCCUUCAACAUUUGGUAUACCUGGUGUGGCAGCUCACUCAGUUUUCUUGAAGGAAAUCACCGAUGCCGUCACCAUCAGAAAACGCUUGAUGGAUGUCAUUGAGGCUGCCAACAUCUUACCCAAAGACGACCCGGAAAGAAAACGCUUGCUUAAUAUCGUCGUUUGUGGAGGUGGACCAACUGGUGUUGAAGUUGCCGGUGAAUUGCAAGAUUACAUCGACCAGGAUUUGACGAAAUGGAUGCCUGAGGUUGCUUCCGACUUGAAAGUGACUGUUGUGGAAGCCAAAUCUCGUGUAUUAAACACUUUUAGCGACAAUUUGGUUCACUAUACCCAGGAUAUCUUCCAGGACACCAACAUUGACUUACGAACAGACACUAGGAUCAAAGAAGUGAACGAUAGAAUGGUCAUGGGUACUAGACAUGCCAAGGGAGGCGAUGAAUAUGUCGAAUUUCCUUACGGAUUGUUAAUUUGGGCAACUGGUAAUGCUCCAAGAGGAAUUGUUACGUCGUUAUUUUCCAAGAUCGAUGCACAACGCAAUGCUAAGCACGGACUUUUCGUGGAUGACAGGUUGUUAGUCAAUGGUACCGACAAUAUUUACGCCUUGGGUGACUGUUCAACCUUGAAAUACGCUCCAACAGCUCAAGUUGCUUUCCAAGAAGGAAUCUUUUUGGGCAAACACUUUAAAGCGUUGCAUGAAAUUGACACUUUGAACUACAGGAUUGAGAAUGCUCAUGCCAACGAUAAUGUCGAAAGCUUAAAGAGAAGGGUUGACCGUUUGCAAAAAAACUUGCCCAUCUUUGUCUACAACCACAAAGGAUCUUUGGCUUACAUUGGUUCAGAAAGAGCUGUUGCUGAUCUUGUAUGGGGUUCGUGGUCAAAAGUUUCGACUGGGGGAUCCUUCACGUUUUUGUUCUGGAGAUCCGCUUAUAUCUACAUGUGUCUUUCCGUCAAGAACCAAAUUCUUGUGUGCAUUGAUUGGGCGAAAGUGUACAUGUUUGGCAGAGAUUGUUCAAAGGAAUGA
Molecule: messenger RNA, 1839 nt
Organism: Meyerozyma guilliermondii ATCC 6260
Lineage: Eukaryota; Fungi; Ascomycota; Pichiomycetes; Serinales; Debaryomycetaceae
Exons: 1
Coding region: 1-1839 (612 amino acids)
Molecular function (GO): NADH dehydrogenase activity
Source: RefSeq, a predicted model, not a curated record